Molecule: messenger RNA, 2150 nt
Organism: Cyprinodon variegatus (sheepshead minnow)
Lineage: Eukaryota; Metazoa; Chordata; Actinopteri; Cyprinodontiformes; Cyprinodontidae
Gene: ssc4d
Product: scavenger receptor cysteine rich family, 4 domains
Exons: 9
Coding region: 226-1680 (484 amino acids)
Cellular component (GO): membrane
Source: RefSeq, a predicted model, not a curated record
UGAGUCUAGCAUUAUAGGAAAUAAAAGAGUGCAUUACAUAUGGAAGGCUGAGAAGCAAACCAUCAAGAAAUAACUAAAGAUUCUUGUCUUUAUGUUUCAGGUAAUACGGUGCAGACCCUGGGGAGGUACCAUGUCAAACUGGUGAAUGGCCGUAACAGGUGUGAGGGCAGAGUGGAGGUGCAAUACAAUGGUUCGUGGGGUACGGUGUGCGACGACGAGUGGGACAUGGUGGACGCCAACGUGGUGUGCAGGCAGCUGGGAUGUGAGGUGGCUGUGGCCGUGGGCAGCAGCUCCCAGUUUGGACAAGGCGCUGGACUCAUUGCGCUGGAUAACGUUGACUGCCAGGGAAGUGAAACAGACCUGAGUCAGUGUCACAGCCUUGGCUGGGGUGUCCACAACUGCUACCACUAUGAGGAUGUGGGAAUCACCUGUAGAGAACCAAUAGCUCUGGGGGAAAGAGGGUUUCCACAGCCCAUCACAACUCCCAUGGUGAAUUCUGGAUUACGUGAUGGCGCUCUCCGUUUGGUGAAUGGCCAGAACUCCUGCCAAGGCCGGGUUGAGAUCUACUACCAGGGAAACUGGGGGACGGUUUGCGAUGAUGACUGGAGCCUCCGCAAUGCCAUGGUGGUGUGCCAGCAGCUAAGCUGCGGAAGCGCCGUCCAUGCGAAAACCAACUCCUACUUUGGCUAUGGUACCGGGCUCAUUCUUCUAGACAAUGUCAACUGCCACGGCGGUGAACAGGAGCUGAUGAGGUGCAAAAGCCUGGGCUGGGGGAAACACAACUGUGGACAUCAUGAGGAUGCUGGGGUCAUCUGCACUGGAGUAAGCACUGCUCCGCCUGCAGUUACAGCAGCACGGAAGAUUAAUUUGGAAACGACAGAGAUCACAGUCACAGAAACAAUUUCAACAACCAGGCCAACAACAACUACAACAACAACAGUUUCCACUACAACACAGUCUCCAGUCAAAACGUCCAUCCGUCUGAGGAACGGCAACAGCAGCUGUCAGGGUCGCGUAGAGGUUCUCUACAAAACCGUGUGGGGAACCGUGUGUGAUGAUGACUGGGACCUCACUAACGCUGACGUGGUGUGCAGAGCAGUCGGAUGUGGCCCAGCUUUGUUUGCCAAGACUCAGGCCUUCUUCGGCUACGGUUCGGGUCCCAUCCUUCUGGAUAACGUGGAAUGUAGGGGCACAGAACGCGACCUGUCCCAGUGCUUCCACCUGGGCUGGGGUCAGCACAACUGCGGCCAUCAUGAGGAUGCUGGUGUUAUCUGUGCAUUGUUUGAGCCCAAGGUUUUUCCCAUCAAUGGACGUUAUUUCACAGCAACAGAAACUAUACCAGCAACUACAACUCCCUCUGGAGGAACUCUGAGACUGGUGGAUGGCCAGCACGGCUGUGAGGGUCGAGUGGAGAUGUGGCUGAAUUCCGGAUGGGGCACAGUGUGUGACGACGCCUGGGACCUUCCUGAUGCCCAGGUUGUGUGUCGUGUGGUGGGCUGUGGAGAAGCCAUGCAGGCUUGGGGAGAAGCGCACUUUGGACCUGGCACAGGAACAAUCCAUCUGGACAAUCUGAAGUGCAGCGGUGCUGAAACCUCCCUGCUGGAAUGCUCCCAUAUACCUUGGAAUGUGCACAACUGUGAUCACUAUGAAGACGCUGGUGUGACCUGCUCCCUGUCGUGAUCUCAACACGACCUCACUCCUAUCUCCAGCCCUGCUAGGACUUGUACACAUAAUGUAAAUACCAGCUUUCACAUUGUUGAAGGUAUAUUCCAUGUAAUAAUAUACAAAGUAAAAUUAUAAAUAUUAAGCACUUUAUAAAUAUAUUAUAUGCUUUAACUGUCUAGCAUCCUGUAUUUGUGCUAAUAAUUGUUGUGCAUGUUAUACUCUGACAAUCAAGGACGCCCAUCAUUGAAAUAUAUUUUGAAAACAUUGAAGAAAGAAUAAGCAUAUUAAAAAUGUAUAUGAUAAGAGAACAAAUGAAGGACCUGACAAUGUAAAACAGUGGUUCCAAGAGUAGGGGGUGCCCAGUGCAAUUGAAGGGGGAAGAAAUGAAUUGAAUGAAUGACUCUUUUUGAAAGGUAUUUAAAUAAAAUGCAUUGAUAUUGAUGUUGAAUUCUGUUACACAGUAAAAUACACAGUAAAAUAAACAG